Vitrella brassicaformis is the source of this 1964-nucleotide messenger RNA. Lineage: Eukaryota; Vitrellaceae. The record is from the annotation of a GenBank genome assembly.
GUCCGAUACACGCUCGCUCAUCCGAAAAGGAGGAGAAACAGCCGAGAAAUCACCAACUCAAUCAUGGGGGGUAAGUAGGCGGUACGCGGUUGGCGAAGUGACGGGAUCGACUUCGCUUGCCGCGAUGGCAUCGGCUGACCCGUACCAGGACGAGAGCGAGGAGGUGUCUGAUGAGCCAUCCGCAUCAAUCACGCCAAAGGAUGAGGUGAGCCUCUGGAGCGGUAGAGUCUAGGACGAGACCGAUGAUACCAACCGCUUGGCAACGUGCUUAACACUCGUGAUGGCUAUCCUGUCUGUCAGAUCUUCAUGCCGGCUGAUCUCCGGCGGCGCAUCGGGUCGGUGGAGGGCCAUGUGGCGGCGUUCCAGGGCGCCUUCGAGCGCACCUUCAGAGGACUGGACACAUCCCAAUCCGAGUGGUGGGUGAUGCUGACUGAUCUCUCACCUAUCAUUCAUGGAUGUCUGCUGCCUGUUUUGUUUGUGCACUCAUUCAUUCUUCAGGGGCACAUUCUCGGGCGGUUUGGUGAGUUUGGGUGUGGCGCUGACGCAGGUGCUGCGCACCAUUCAUCCCGACCUCGGCGGGUACACCAUCCAUCCCGUGGACCCCAUGCCGCCCUCCCUACCGCCAUACGAGCAGCCCACCACCACUGAUGAAGGUCGGACAGACACAACAAAACAAACACAUCUCACACGAUUGGUCAGACAUUCACUCAUUCAAUCAUUCAUUCAUUCAUCCAUCUGUCCAUCCAUCCAUGGGUGCGGUGCAGUUGUGCGUGUGCUCAACACGCUGCCGAGUGAGGAGCGUCUGAGUCAGUGCCAGAAGUGGCUGCGUGCCUUCAGGGAGCAGAACCCCAAGAUCGACCUACAGAACGCCGCCAACUGUCAAAAACUUAUGGUCCGUCCGCGAGGCAGCCAGCCAGGAAGACAGAAACAUGAAUGAAUGAAUCAGACCGACCACAGCACAGCACGUUGGGUAUGUAUGGAUGUGUGGUGUUUGGGUUUGUCAAUGAUCAGAGCCACCUGGCGGGUUUCUCCCAGGUCUGCGACGAGCUCUCAAAGCGCGCCGACACACACGGUCGGUGAGCCAACGUCUAGAAUACGGCACUGCCACAGAGGUAUGUAUGUGUGUGCAUGACCUCGUGUACCUGCAGAGAAGCCCCCUGCCUACAAGAAGCCCCGUGUCACCAGGAGGAUGGCGAGAGACCAGUCAGGUGAGAAGCUCAAAGCGCUCGCUGUCCUAUCCACUCCCCCCUGAAUCCUGUAUUUGUGGAUGCAGCCAACGAGGUCAAAGAGCGAAAGGAACUCACCUCUAUGCUCACGAGCCUCCAAACCGGCAAUGGUAACUGACUUCAGUCGGUGUGUAUGUGUGCGGAAAGGGCACUGUGUGUGGUGCGCACGCCUGUGCAGGUUUGGGUCUCAUGACAGAGAGCGACGAGGAGCGCGAGGAGGCCAGGGAGCGAAGGCGUAAGGCGGCAGCCGCCAGUCAGAUGCAUCGACCGCAUGCCCACUCCGCUGCCCCUGAUGCGCAUGCACCACAUCCGAGGCCAUCAUCCGCACUGCCUCACGGAGCCCCUCUGGCGCGCCCAGCAAUGCAGUAUCAUCAGCAUCAGCAGCAGCAGCAGCGUGCGGCGGCCCCUCAUGGUUUGGCCCCUCGCCAUCCUAUGUAUCUCCAGCACCAACACCCACACCGACAGCCACCGCAUCAGCCGAGGCGGGGGUGAUCUCAGCUGCAACGUGAUGUGUGCGCUGACUAAUGAGGACAAUUCGCAGCCCAAGCGGCUCAUCGAGCAAAGAGCAGCAUGUGUGAGUAGCGGCUUACUCUGGAGCUUGCAGUCAAUGGGCAAGGCAUUCCCACUGAGACAAUGACGAAGUUACAUGGUGUGUAUGUCGCCGGAACUCCGCAUUCACCGGCCCAAUGCUGUGUACAUUGGUGUUUGUCUUUGUGGUGUGCGAGAUGAAUGUGUUCG